Molecule: messenger RNA, 1474 nt
Organism: Gymnogyps californianus (California condor)
Lineage: Eukaryota; Metazoa; Chordata; Aves; Accipitriformes; Cathartidae
Gene: TWIST1
Product: twist family bHLH transcription factor 1
Exons: 2
Coding region: 186-755 (189 amino acids)
Biological process (GO): developmental process; regulation of transcription by RNA polymerase II
Molecular function (GO): RNA polymerase II transcription regulatory region sequence-specific DNA binding; DNA-binding transcription factor activity, RNA polymerase II-specific; protein dimerization activity
Source: RefSeq, a predicted model, not a curated record
UGGAUCCUGAUGCCAUCCCCCCUCCCCCCAAAGUGAGGUCCUCCCUCCCUCCCUCCCUCCUCCUCCUCCUUCUCCUCGCAGGCCAGCGAAGCAGCCGAUCAAGGGGGAGCUGGCGGGUUAGGUGCCCCCCUCUUCUCCCUGCCCUCCCCCCCCUCCCGGCCCGCUUCUCGCGUCUCCCCCCAGAGAUGAUGCAGCAGGACGAGUCAAACUCGCCAGUCUCCCCCGCCGACGACAGCUUGAGCAACAGCGAAGAGGAGCCGGACCGGCAGCAGCUGCCCAACAACAAGAGAGGGGGGCGCAAGCGGCGCUCCAGCCGCCGCAGCGCCGGCGGCGCCGUCGGGGCCGCGGACGAGCCCUGCAGCCCGGCCCAAGGCAAGCGGGGCAAGAAGUGCGGGGCGGGCGGGGGCGGCGGGGGCGGCGGCAGCAGCAGCGGCGGCGGCAGCCCCCAGUCCUACGAGGAGCUGCAGACCCAGCGGGUCAUGGCCAACGUGCGGGAGCGGCAGCGCACGCAGUCGCUGAACGAAGCCUUCGCCGCCCUGCGGAAGAUCAUCCCCACGCUGCCCUCGGACAAGCUGAGCAAGAUCCAGACCCUCAAGCUGGCGGCCAGGUACAUCGACUUCCUCUACCAGGUCUUACAGAGCGACGAGCUGGACUCCAAGAUGGCAAGCUGCAGCUAUGUGGCCCACGAGCGGCUCAGCUACGCCUUCUCGGUGUGGAGAAUGGAGGGCGCCUGGUCCAUGUCCGCAUCCCACUAGCAGGCGGCGUCCCCCACCCGCAUCCCCCCGGCAGGAGCCCUAGAUGACAUUGUUCCCACAGAAGGAGAAAAUGGACAAUCUAGAGACUCUGAAGUUGGAUACGAUUUUUUUGGUCUUGUCUAAAAAAAAAGUACCAAGGAUUUCUUGGAAAUUAGAAGAGCAAUAUCCAAAUUCAAAGCAGGGCGUGGGGAGCACUUAAGGAAAGAGAAAGAGACAAGGGCUUUGGACAGUGACUACCCUUUGGGCGUCGGUACAAUCCACACAUCUCUGCAUUCUGAUAGAAGUCUGAAUCGUUCCUUUUUUUUUUUUUAAUUUUGACGAAGAAUGUUGGAAUUUAACUUUUUUUUUAAUUUGCCUUUUUUUGCAUGCAUUCCCAAGAGGUCGUGCCUAUGAGCCACUGAUGAAAGGAAAUACAUUAUUGUGGACUUUCUUCAUUCUUGAAUGAAACCAACCAACCAACCAAAAAAUAUCCCUGUAGAGAUGAAAAACCUUUUUUUUUUAUUUUUUUUUUUUUUAGGGGGGAAUAAGCUGGGCUCAAGCUGUUAUAUACCCGGUUCCUAACUUUUUUAUUAUUAUUAUUUUUCCUCUGAGAAAAAAAUAAACAUUUUAUUUAUUUAUUGAUGACCCAUGUUAAAAUGCAAAUAGAUCCGGUGUCUAAAUGCAUUCCUAUUUUUAUGAUUGUUUUGUAAAUAUCAUUGUAUAUUAUUUUUCUGCAAUAA